GAGUAAAACACGCUCUCUCACGCUUGUCUCCCAUUGGCUAUUCCGUAAAUAAGGGGCGUGGCCAUAGUGAAGUCUUAUAUUGCAGUUGAGCUGGAAAGGAAAAUCAGUCAAAUUUGAUUCUGGAAAAAAAUACUGAAGAUAGAAAAUACGUUUUCUACCCAAGAGGUCAUUAUUAGGAGAAAACGAUGGAGCUUGUCAUCAAGGACAUAAGUGGAAGAAAGCAGGUUGUGAGUGUGCUGCCGGGUGCCACCAUCGGCAAACUUAAGCAACUCAUCGCCCCUCUCUUUAAGGCAAGAGCGUCAUGCCUGAAGCUUUCAUCCAGCAAUGGGCAGAUCCUUGACAAUCACCAGAAGACCGUGAGUGAUUACGGCCUGAGUUCAGGAUCUGAGGUGAUGCUGCUGAUCUCUGCGACCCCUGUGCCAUUUCAGGUGUUUGUAAGGAAUGAGAAGAGGCAGAUAAAAACAUAUGACGUCACUGACGAUGAAACUGUUGACCAGUUGAUGACAAAAGUCUGCAAUAAGGAAGGAGUACCAGUGGACCAGCAGCGGCUGAUCCACAAUGGCAGACAGCUCCAGUGUGGCAGGAAGCUGCAAGAUUACAACAUUUCUUCUGGAGACACCAUUGAAAUGACCCUCCGUCUGCGUGGAGGCUGAUGGAAUACAAUAUGUGAAGAUGUUUUGUCCUACUGAACACAUUAAGACAAAAUACUCUAUAUGUAAAAAAAAAAUCUAUAAUAAUAAUAAUAAUAUAACUAUAAAAUAAUAAAAAACACCUAUGUUGCAUAUCCAAGAAAUGACAAUUUGAUAGUUCCUUAGUAUGUAUGUAGUGUAUGUAUGUAUGUAUGUAUGUAUUCAUUUAUUUAUUCAUUUACUAUUCAACAGCAUGCAUAACUAUCUUUAAUUCAUAAUAAAUGUUCCUUUUUGUUUAGUACCAAGACCAAAACAUGGGCUUGAGUCUAAGUAGAAAAUAUCUAAAAAAUGAUUAAUUUCCUUUAGGGUUGAAAGUCCAAAAGUAUAGAUAGUAAAAAGAUACAGGUAGUAAUGUGUAUAAACAUGUUAAAAUUGUCAUUUAAUUUGUAUUUCCAAACUGGUUCUUGUAUAAAUGUUGCUUUUCAUCAUAAUUUAUGUAUUUAAUCUAAAAUCUAUCUAU
Messenger RNA from Clarias gariepinus (North African catfish), 1149 nucleotides. RefSeq lists its product as uncharacterized. The transcript is spliced from 2 exons. Gene Ontology annotation, molecular function: ubiquitin protein ligase binding; protein tag activity. The record is from RefSeq and is a predicted model, not a curated record. NCBI's taxonomy places the organism in Eukaryota, Metazoa, Chordata, Actinopteri, Siluriformes, Clariidae. Gene Ontology annotation, biological process: modification-dependent protein catabolic process; protein ubiquitination. Gene Ontology annotation, cellular component: cytoplasm; nucleus. The coding region runs from base 186 to 653 and encodes 155 amino acids.